This is a messenger RNA of Paracoccidioides lutzii Pb01, 228 nucleotides long. RefSeq lists its product as hypothetical. The record is from RefSeq and is a predicted model, not a curated record. Bases 1 to 228 code for a protein of 75 amino acids. The transcript is spliced from 2 exons.
AUGCUGCUUUUGAUGGCUUAUGAGGACAUCCCACUGUGGAUCAUCGAGGGAUACUCGACCAUGGUUUUUCGAAACCAAUUCCCAGCUCUAGGAGAGAGACUUAAAGCCAACAAUGGCCAUCAACCCCUCAGCUGUCGAACCGGACACGGCGGCCUGCUUGCACAAAAGCCUCAAGUCAAGCAAAUGUAUCCCGCUGAAGACGUCGUCCACUACUCUGAAAGGAUUUAG